Cooperia oncophora is the source of this 735-nucleotide messenger RNA. Lineage: Eukaryota; Metazoa; Nematoda; Chromadorea; Rhabditida; Trichostrongylidae. The record is from the annotation of a GenBank genome assembly.
AUGUAUGAACUUGAUUCGCGCAAUGAGGCGACAUUAUAUGACGUCAUGCUACGAUCUCAACGUCUUGCCUACAACUUAUUCGAACAAUCGUGGGAAUGGGAUGGCGACGAACAAAAGGACUCACUAUUGAGCGAGACUAUGCUCAUAAAUGCUUCACGUCUCCUCUAUGACAAUACUGAUGAUAAAUACGCGAAUCGCGUCAGAAGGCACAAUCCUGAUAGAGUUACAUCUAUUAUAUACUGGCACAGAAACGAAAGCGAUUAUUUCAUGAUGCUGAACCUAGGCUUAGCUCGACCGUUUGGCUCGAACACCAUUUCGUCAUUUUAUGGAGCAAACGAUACAGUGAAAAGUCGUCCGGUUUCUUCUUCGGCCGGUGUGCUUAUAAUGCGAAAGAAGUGGGAUGGAGCACCGUUGCAGCUCUACAUGGCGGCAACGGCAUCUGGUUCACUGCGUACGGUGGAAGCUGUGGCCACUGUUAUUCUUCGUAUGCUAUGGCUGGACGAGGAUCCAGGAACAGCCGCUUGCGCAUCAUCACUCUACCACGAUUACCGCGACGGACACUGCUACUGUGAUAAAGGUUGCCAGCAUGGACCAGGCUGUACGACGACACCGCCUAGAGAUCUGGAGGCUCAAGAUCGUAUCGUCAUGGCUAUCAAACGACGUUCAGCAAACAGUGCUUUAGUUGCCGCUACAGAUGACCGGGAUCCUGAUUUUAACUAUGCCGUCGGCUAUUAA